Messenger RNA from Rhizoctonia solani, 990 nucleotides. Its product is annotated as short chain dehydrogenase. The transcript is spliced from 8 exons. Lineage: Eukaryota; Fungi; Basidiomycota; Agaricomycetes; Cantharellales; Ceratobasidiaceae. The record is from RefSeq and is a predicted model, not a curated record. Bases 1 to 990 code for a protein of 329 amino acids.
AUGGGUGCCUUCUCUUCUCGUGCCACAAUUACUACUCAACCCAACCUCACCGGCCGUGUUUUGAUGGUAACGGGUGCCAAUCGGGGAAUCGGAUUUGAGACUGCGAAGCAGCUGUACAGAAUGGGAGGAACAGUGUAUCUGGGCGUGCGCUCCGAGGAAAAUGCGCGACGAGCAAUGGAACUUAUCCGUGCCGACGUCCCAAGCUCAGACGGCCAGUUGAAAUGGCUUCCGUUGGACUUGUCAACCGUAGGGAAAACAAGAGAGUCGGCCGAGGCAUUUUUAAAGGCCGAAGAUCGGUUGGACGUCUUGAUCAACAAUGCCUGUAUAGGUGAUGCUCCUUUUGAGCUGAAUGAUGACGGAAUAGAAAAUAUGAUGGCAACAAACCAUGUUGGCCAUUACGUUCUUACAACGACGUUGCUAGACUUGAUGAGACAGACAAGUACUGAAAAAGGUUCUGAUGUCCGUAUAGUUAAUGUUUCUUCGACCGUCCAUAAUGCCUGGAGCAGAAAAACUCAAAUAUCUUUCUCUGAUCCACUCGACAUAAGUAAACCGUUCCCUUCGAAAAACCCAAAUACUUGGUCUCAUACCAUUGCUCGUUAUAGUCGUACAAAGCUCGCGAAUCUGCUUUUCACAAAAGAGCUACAACGCAGAUUAGAUAGCGAGGGAUCCAGCAUCAUUGCUGUAUCUGUUCAUCCAGGCUACGUAGCAACAGCUGCAGCCCGGGAGUCAACAGCCAAAAUGCCUAUUUUGGGCUGGAUUUCAGAAAUUCUCGUAAAGCUGUUCUUCAUUGACGAAGCUGCUGGAGCUCGGAACAGCGUAUAUGCUGCUUCAGACCCAACGGUCCGUUCCGAUUCACAAAAGCACCGAGGUAGUUUUAUUACUCCUGUUGGAAAGAUUGCUACUCCCUCAGACUUGGCCCAAAAUCAGGACUUGGCAAGAGACUUGUGGAAUUUGACCGAGAAACUUGUAUAUCAGCGCAUGAAUCCAUGA